Messenger RNA from Salvia miltiorrhiza (redroot sage), 1107 nucleotides. RefSeq names its product deSI-like protein At4g17486. Gene Ontology annotation, molecular function: deubiquitinase activity. Gene Ontology annotation, biological process: protein deubiquitination. The record is from RefSeq and is a predicted model, not a curated record. NCBI's taxonomy places the organism in Eukaryota, Viridiplantae, Streptophyta, Magnoliopsida, Lamiales, Lamiaceae. The transcript has 3 exons. The coding region runs from base 319 to 936 and encodes 205 amino acids.
GAAAUAUUUUUAAAAUUUAAAAAAGAGUGAAUUGGAUCACACCAGCUCACAUUCCAACCAAUCACCUCUCUCUUUUCCCCCCUAUUUUCCUCAAACCCCCCAAUAAAUCUCUUCAAAAUUCUGCAAAUCCCACAUUUGAUUUUCGUAUUUAACCUCUGAUUAAUCCCCCAUUGUUGCCACUGCGCCGCCGCCGGAUUAUUCUCACAUUUCAGUUCAAAAUGCUGAUUUCAGCAUGAAAGCUUAUUCACAUUAAUACAGUAUUUAUCAGUAGAUUUCUCCUCUCUGGUUCGGGAUUUCAAAUUUUGAUUGAUUCUCGCAAUGUUAUGCGGGAAAAGUCCGGUUAAAAGCGGAGGUGGAUCGACGGCGGCGGUGUAUCUGAACGUGUAUGAUCUCACCGCCAUCAAUGGCUACGCUUAUUGGUUUGGCCUCGGCGUCUAUCACUCCGGUGUAGAAGUUCAUGGAGUUGAGUUUGCAUUCGGAGCGCACGAGCAUCCAACAACAGGAAUUUUCGAAGGAGAGCCAAAGCAGUGCGAGGGAUUCACAUUUCGAAAGUCUAUCUUGAUCGGAUGGACUGAUAUGAGCGCUGCACAAGUGAAAGUUUUGAUGGAGCAACUUGCUGAGAAAUACAGAGGAAACGCAUAUAAUUUGAUCACCAAGAACUGCAACCAUUUCUGCAAUGAUGCCUGCAUCAAACUCACCGGCAAUCCCAUCCCAAAUUGGAUCAAUCGCCUCGCUAGGAUUGGUUUUCUCUGCAAAUGCAUCAUACCAGUGAACCUAAACUCCACAAAAGUUGGACACAACAACAAAGUGCAGGACAAUAUUUGUGAAGGGGUGAAAAAGAAACUCAAAAGCAGCUCAAAUUCAUCAUCUUCUUCUUCUUCAUGCUCCCCUCCUCCCAUGGCGGCAACCACCGGAAGCUCAUUGCUUGCAACGUAGUUAUCGAGUUGAAUACAUGCUGAAGGUCUCAAAGAUGUGUCAUGUUGAUUCUUUAUUUUUCUCUUGUGAUCUUCUAAUGCUGACUGAUGUAAUCUUUUUAUCUCUGUACAUGCGCAUGUUGACAUAUUUACACACACACAAGCCCUUCCCCGUCGAGAGGAGUUGAGAUCA